GUUUUAAUUUAGACUAAAAUAUAGAGAGAACGUCAGGUAGUUCUCUGACAUGGCAACAUUGUCAUUGUCAUGUUUAUUAUCCAAAGUCCAAAAUGAUGUUACCCAAAGCCUCGAAGCUAUUUAUUAAAAAAGUGUUUUAUUUUGAAUAAGUUUCAUACUUUUGAUUUAGGUUGUAAUAUUGUUUAUAUUAUUUUUAUUCUUGUAAUUGACAUAAUUUACUUUUAAUAACUUUAAUUCUUAAUUAGGAAAGUCUGUGCGAUAUUAAAAUAAGAAAUUCGCGGUCCGUAAAGUACGUUUUUAUUAUCUUAUAAUCAGUCAGAAUUCGUAUUUUUAUAUUUAUCUGCAGUUUUCUUUUAUUAAGCAAUAAGAAAAUGUUAAUAUUUGAUAACUUGUGAAUAAUUAAGUAGGAAAAUGAGUAUGAAACAAUUAAUAUGUCGACUGUGCUAUGGUCGCACAUUACUGGCGAACAUCUCUAAGAGCAGUAGUCGGUGCAUGGCGUCGCAGUCACGCGACACCGACACUCCGCUAAAAAAACUGCUGGACAACGCCAGUAGCUUCGGUGAAGCGCAGCCGUCGGACGCCGAGCUGCAGUGGGCGACGGAGCCGUACGCGGCGCGGCCAGACUCCGCCGACGGGGACGGAGAGAGAGAGAGAGUGCUGCCUCACGAGACCACGGUCCUAUUGUUUCCCGGACAAGGAUCACAGCAUGUCGGCAUGGGCCGGCUUCUCGCAAACAUACCUGCUGCUAAAGAAUUAUAUGAAUUGGCAUCCAGCGUCGUCGGGUGGGACGUUUGGCGCGUGUGCACGGAGGGCCCGGCGGAGGAGCUGGACCGGCGCUGCCAGACGGCGGUGCUGGUGACGUCGCUGGCGGCGCUGGAGCGCGUGCGCGAGGAGCGGCCGACCGCGCUGCGGCGCGUGCGCGCGGCGGCCGGCUUCUCGCUGGGAGAGAUCUCCGCGCUGGUGUUCGCGGGCGCGCUGCCGCUGGAGCCCGCGCUGCGGCUCGUGGAGCUGCGCGCGGCGGCCAUGGCGGCGGCGGCGCGCGCGCGUCCCGGCGGCAUGCUCACCGUGUGGCUCGCGCCCGACGCGCAGCUGCCGCGCGCGCUGCGGCUCGCGCGCGAACACGCCGCCGAGCGCGGGGUCGUCGACCCCGUGUGCCAGGUCGCCAACUACCUCUACCCCAACUGCAAGGUCGUCGCCGGCGACGAGGAGGCGCUGGCGUGGGUGGAGCGGCGCGGCGCGGCGCUGGGCGUGCGGCGCGCGGCGCGCGUGCGCGUGGCGGGCGCGUACCACACGGCGCUGAUGGCGCCGGCGGCGGCGGCGCUGGCCGCGGCGCUGGGCGGCGUGGCGGCGGCGCGGCCGCGCGUGGCGGUGGUGGGCGGCGCGGAGGCGCGGCCGUACGGGGACGCGGCGCACGUGCGGCGCGGCGUGGCGCGGCACGUGGCGGCGCCGCUGCGCUGGCAGCAGGCGCUGCAGGCGCUGUACGCGCGGCCGCGCGGCGCCUCGUUCCCGCUGACGCUGGCGCUGGGCCCGGGCCGCGCGCUGCGCUCCACGCUGCGGCAGGUCAACGCCCGCGCCUGGGACGCCUCGCUGCAGAUAGACGUCUAGCGCUCCUAAUAAACUCCGUACCGCCCCUCGCACCUUCUUAUUCGAAUUAAAUCAGAAUAUCUCCUAGGUCCAUUGCAGAUUCUUAUGAUAUGUCUAAUCUACCGUCGG
Molecule: messenger RNA, 1713 nt
Organism: Achroia grisella
Lineage: Eukaryota; Metazoa; Arthropoda; Insecta; Lepidoptera; Pyralidae
Gene: beg
Product: probable malonyl-CoA-acyl carrier protein transacylase, mitochondrial
Exons: 3
Coding region: 412-1605 (397 amino acids)
Molecular function (GO): transferase activity
Source: RefSeq, a predicted model, not a curated record